This is a messenger RNA of Pseudomassariella vexata, 2076 nucleotides long. RefSeq lists its product as uncharacterized. The transcript is spliced from 2 exons. The record is from RefSeq and is a predicted model, not a curated record. Gene Ontology annotation, molecular function: zinc ion binding. The coding region runs from base 1 to 2076 and encodes 691 amino acids. Lineage: Eukaryota; Fungi; Ascomycota; Sordariomycetes; Amphisphaeriales; Pseudomassariaceae.
AUGAUAUCAACCAGUCAUCUUGCUGAAGGGGCCAUUGAUGGCCGACAAGCCGUGGCGGAGGCUUCUAGCCGCCGCGUGGUUCCCAAGCCUGUUCCUGAAUCUCAAGUUCAAGAUCCCAGGAAAUAUCAGAUCGAGCAGCUCAAGCGGAGAUUUUCUGCACAACAAUCAAAUCUGCAAAAUCGGACCACCAACCUUUCCUUUCACCUAAAGCCUUCUGAUCCGGAUUUCCCUUUUGAGUUGGAUUAUCUUGAUUGCGAAGUCCAGGUACCCGCAUCGUACCCCAAAGGGCGACCGGUUCUUCGUGUGAAGAACAAAGAUAUCCCUCGUGGCUUCAGUGUCAAUAUUGAAAGAGGUUGGGACAAACUCGCUCGGGAGAAGGAAGGAGCUACACUUUUGGCUCUCACCAACGCAUUGGACAAGGACCUCGAGGCUCUACUUUCGGAGCAAAAGACCGAAACGGUGACUCUGGUAUCUUUCAAGGACACAAGGCAUCUGGAAACCUCAAGCACCGGACUCGAUGAUGACAUAGCCCCAGCUCAACCGGAGCCGUCGAAGCCCGUACCCGUGCCCGUUCACAAGCCUUACAAACCAGAAGAGUCAUUCACAAAGGAGGAGAUUGCACAGGCCAAAGCAAGGCGAGCCCAAGAGACAAGACAACUCGAAUCUCGCAUGGGACGCAUGGCUCAUUUCCAAAGGUCUCCAGACACUAUAGUAUACACCCUGCCUCUAGAAGCAAAACGCCGCACAGAACUACCUGUCGAGUUACAGGCUAUUCAAUCCGUUCAACUCAUUAUCCCUCUGCUCUAUCCCCUACAGCCGCUGAGGAUACUACUCAACGAUGUCGAGUCCAAGGAUGCCGAACUUUUGGAGGAGGCCUUUGCACGUAGGGCUGCCCAGCAGAACCAGAUGUCUCUGAUGAGUCACUUAAAUUACCUCACGCAGAAUAUGCAUACCCUGGCUAAGUCGGUUCAAGUUCUCGUCAAGUCUGCGCCCGUAGCCGGACCUAUCGAGGAUGCAACUGUGGACAAGGGAAAGAGCGUUGAAACCACGAAAGGCUUCAAGGAGGAUGGGGACGAAAAGAGACACGUACUAGUGAUACCCCGUCCUCCCGAGUGGACAAUGGUCGGCGGAUCCGACGAUUCCAACGAAUCUGAAUCUGAUGGAGACUAUUCCUGGGACUCUGGUGACGAAUCUGACGGCGGCGGAGUAGCAAUCACGAACAACAAUGUGGCAUCAGCCACCCCUCUGGCCGAGCGCGGCACGUCCAUAUCGUUCCCCUCUAUAGAACUGCACAGCAUCGAAUUACUCCAGGUUUCGCUCCUCAGCAUUAACGUCAAGUGUGAACGCUGCAGGACCAUCAACGAGGUUACCAGCUUGAGGCCGAAUGCGGAGAAAGAAAGUAGUUGCAAGAAAUGUGCCACAGCGUUAUCGGUCAAGUUUCGUCCAGAGAUGGUCCAUCAAAAUUCCAUACGGGCUGGGUUCAUCGACUGUUCUGGCUGUACCGUUGCCGAUAUGUUGCCAAGCACCUUCGUUCCCACUUGCGGGAGAUGUUCGACCUCAAGUCCCGGUCUGGUCUCAGUCAGAGGGGAGGUCACCACCAACGUCUGCCGAGAAUGCCAUGGAAAGUUCACAUUCAAGAUACCGGAGGUCAAGUUCCUCGCCAUUAGCCACGGUUCUGCACUGCCGCCAACGACAGGGCCCAAACGGCGCCUCGAGAAACUGGGUCUUCAUGCCGGAGAGCCGCUACCCGACCGGGGCGUUUGCUCACACUACAAGAAGUCAUACCGGUGGUUCAGGUUCUCCUGCUGCAGCAAAGUCUACACCUGCGACAAGUGUCACGACGAGCAAGAUGACCACCCGCACGAAUGGGCGAAUAGGAUGAUUUGCGGCUGGUGCAGCAGAGAGCAGAACUACGCAGUGGAAGCAUGUGGCUUCUGCGGCAGGAGCGUGAUUGGGAGAAAGGGUAGAGGUUUCUGGGAGGGCGGUAAGGGAACUAGAGACAGGACUAUGAUGAGUCGCAAAGACAAGAGGAAGUUCCGGCGGGUUGGGCCCGGAGAGGCGAAGAAGAAGGACUGA